UGUGUGUCAUUUAAACAGUCUGAGAUCAGUCAGAGACAGGGAGAGACAGUCUGAGACAGCAGGGACUGGGGAGAGACAGGUGAGGGACGGGGAGACAUCAGACAGGCAGGUAAAGGAGACAACAAGGAUAUCCUGAGACAGCAGGGAGAGGAGAGACAUCCUGGAUCAAAGUGAAGAGACAGACACCAGACAGGUACAGGGGACAGCAGGGAGAGGAGAGACAUCCUGGGACAUAGUGACGAGAGAGACAUUGGACGGAAAAAAAAAGAGAGAGAGACAUCCUGAAACGAAAUCAGAAGGCAGAGAGGAGAGGCAUCCAUAGAUACAUCAGGGAGGGGAGAGAGAGAAGAGACAGCCUGUGAGAUAAGGGAGGGGGAGAGAGGAGGGGACAAGAAGGAACAGAUCCACUGCAUCAAAGGGACCCAGUCUCACCUGCAUAUUAGACACCCUCCCCAUCCAAGAGACAUCCACCACUGGACUGAGACAUCCUUGAGAAGGCUUUAAAGAUGGAGGACAUUGUCAUAGCAGGGAUAGCAGGAAGACUGCCAGAGUCAGACAAUCUACAGGAAUUUUGGGAGAAUUUAAUCGGUGGGGUGGACAUGGUCACAGAAGAUGACAGGAGGUGGAGACCAGGUCUCUACGGUUUACCAUCAAGGAACGGAAAACUGAAAGACAUUAGCAAAUUUGAUGCCUCGUUUUUUGGUGUACAUCCCAAACAAGCGCACACGAUGGAUCCACAGUUACGUUUGCUUUUAGAGGUUUGCUACGAGGCCGUAGUAGAUGGAGGUAUCAACCCAUCUGAACUUAGAGGAACCAACACCGGAGUCUGGGUGGGUGUUAGUGGAUCAGAAGCAGGAGAAGCUUUCAGUCGAGAUCCAGAAGAGUUGCUUGGUUACAGCAUGACCGGGUGUCAACGUGCCAUGUUCGCCAAUCGUAUCUCUUACUUCUUCGACUUAAAAGGUCCUAGUCUGGCCAUCGACACUGCUUGUUCCUCCAGCUUGUUGGCUUUAGAGAAUGCUUACAGGGCCAUCCACCACGGUCAGUGCAAUGCAGCCAUCGUAGGAGGUGUCAAUGUGCUGCUGAAGCCCAAUACCUCUGUACAGUUCAUGAAACUUGGAAUGUUGAGUCCUGAUGGAACCUGCAAAUCAUUUGAUGCAUCCGGAAACGGGUACUGUCGCUCCGAAGCCGCUGUCGCAGUAUUAGUCACCAAGAAGUCUUUGGCAAAACGAGUUUACGCAACUAUUGUAAACGCGGGAAGCAAUACUGAUGGAUAUAAAGAGCAAGGUGUGACGUUCCCAUCUGGAGAGAUCCAACAGCAACUGCUGACCUCUCUUUACAGAGACGCGGGGAUCCCGACCAGUGAGGUUGAAUAUGUGGAAGCCCAUGGCACAGGCACAAAGGUUGGGGAUCCUCAGGAAGUCAACGGCAUUGUCGGUGUAUUUUGCACAUCAGAUCGGGAACCUCUGUUAAUCGGAUCCACCAAGUCUAAUAUGGGACACCCAGAGCCGGCCUCUGGUCUUGCUGCUUUGGCCAAGGUAAUUCUUUCCCUGGAGCAUGGAGUCUGGGCUCCAAACAUUCACUACAAAAACCCAAACCCUGACAUCCCUGCCCUGCAGGAUGGACGUAUCAAAGUUGUGUCUGAACCCACCCCAGUUAAAGGCGGAAUUGUUGGUAUCAACUCUUUUGGUUUUGGUGGAUCAAACGUGCAUGUCAUUCUCAAACACAAUGAGAAGAAGUCCUCCGAUCAGGUAACCCUUGCACUCCCUCGACUGGUCCAAAUCUGUGGAAGGACACAAGAAUCAGUGGAGAGCCUGUUACAGCAAAGUAGAGACCUGGCUACUGACAAUUUCAUACACUUAUUGAAUGAUAUAUCUGGGGUUUCACCGCCAGCCAUGCCAUAUCGAGGUUACACAAUUGUGGGAACAGACAGUGACAUUAAGGAGGUCCAACAGGCGCAGUCCUCUGGAAGACCCCUCUGGUACAUCUGCUCAGGAAUGGGAACACAGUGGAAGGGAAUGGGCCAUAGCCUUAUGAACCUUCCCGCAUUUCGAGAAUCUAUCCUGCGCUCUGAUGAGGCACUUAAGGGAACAGGGUUAAAAGUGUCUGAGCUUCUCCUGAAUGCAGAUGACAGCACCUUUGAAGACACAGUCCAUGCUUUUGUGGGUCUUGCUGCUAUCCAGAUUGCCCAGAUUGAUUUGCUUAAAUCAAUGAAACUAGAACCAGAUGGAAUAGUUGGCCACUCAGUUGGAGAAUUAGCUUGUGGAUACGCCGAUAACUCCCUCAGCCAUAACGAGGCCAUUCUCGCUGCUUAUUGGAGAGGUCGAUGCAUCAAGGAGGCCAAACUUCCUGCUGGAGGAAUGGCUGCUGUCGGUUUGACUUGGGAGGAAUGUAAAAUUCAGUGCCCACAGGGAGUGGUGCCAGCCUGCCAUAAUUCCGAGGACACUGUCACCAUAUCGGGUCCCCAGGAUUCUGUACGGGAAUUUGUUGCAAAACUGAAGAAGGAUGGGGUGUUUGCCAAAGAGGUUCAGAGUGCAGGGGUGGCCUUUCACUCAUAUUACAUGGAAUCUAUUGCUCCAGCAUUGCUAAACGCAUUGAAAAAAGUCAUCUCUACCCCGAAGAAACGCUCGUUCCGUUGGAUCAGCACAUCCAUCCCAGAGUCCCAAUGGCAGAGUGAUCUUGCACAGUUCUCGUCUGCGGAGUAUCAUGUUAAUAACUUAGUGAGCCCUGUGCUAUUUCAAGAAGGCCUGCAGAGCAUCCCUUCAAAUGCCGUAGUUGUGGAAAUCGCCCCCCACGCCCUUCUUCAGGCCAUUUUAAGGAGAAGUUUAAAUUCAACCAACACAAUUCUUCCUCUAAUGAAAAAAGGUCACAGCAACAAUCUUGAGUUCUUCCUGACAAACAUCGGGAAAAUAUACCUCAGCGGAAUUAACGUCCAGUGUAAUAAUAUUUUCCCCAAUGUGGAGUUUCCGGUUCCCGCUGGCACACCGCUCAUUUCUCCUCUCAUUCAGUGGGAUCACAGCCAGACGUGGGAUGUACCAAAACCAGAAGAUUUCUCUGCCGGCUCAGGGGGAUCUACAUCAGCCACAGUCUACAACAUUGAUAUGAACCCUGAAUCUCCUGAUGCCUACAUAAAUGGUCACUGCAUCGAUGGUCGCGUCUUGUACCCUGCCACUGGAUACCUGGUUUUGGCAUGGAAAACAUUCACAAGGUCUUUGGGUGUCGUUAUGGAGCAAACCCCUGUUAUCUUUGAAGAUGUUACAAUCCACCGGGCUACAAUUCUUCCUAAAACAGGUUCUGUCCAAUUGGAAGUCCGUCUCAUGCCCGCAUCUAAACGGUUUGAGGUUUCAGAAAGUGGGAACCUGUCCGUCAGUGGCAAGAUAUCCAUUCUGGAAGAAAACACCUUGAAUGAUUUCCGAAAUCAGCUCAUCGAUUCACUCGACAAAAAACAAGAUAAUGAGCAGGCCUUCAGCUUAACCGACAAAGAUGUUUACAAAGAACUAAGACUCAGAGGUUAUGAUUAUGGUCCCAGUUUCCAAGGGAUCAUUGAGUCCAGCAGUUCAGGAGACAAUGGAAAGCUGCUGUGGACUGGGAACUGGAUAACUUUCCUGGACACAAUGUUGCAAAUGAUGGUGCUGGGAUUUAAUGGACGCAGCCUCCGUCUACCUACAAGAAUUUCUUCUGUUUGUAUCGACCCCAAGACACAUGAGGAACAUGUACAUGUACAUCAAGAAGACACAAAAGCGGUCCAAGUGACAAUUAACAGAUGCUUGGAGCGGAUUGUUUCUGGAGGCGUUUUGAUAUCAGGGCUGCAUGCCACCACUGCCCCGCGUCGCCAGCAGCAGCAAACGCCGCCAACUCUAGAAAAAUAUACCUUCACCCCUUACAUCGAAGAUGGCUGUCUACAAGGAGAUAUUCAUCUGUGUUCCCUGCUUGCACAAUGCACAGAUAAAAUCAAAGAGCUGGCCCAUAAAGUAGCCCAACAUGGGCUGAAACUUGAAAUCCCUGGAGUUCAGUCUCAAGGUAAAAGGCAGCAUAAAGCUCUCAACGGCAGUUCCUCAGGCAAGGGUCUUCUACAUGUCCUCACCGAGAUCUGUAACUUGGAACUAAAUGGCAACCUCCAUUCCGAACUGGAGGCUACUCUGACUAAAGAGAACGAGCAGCUCCGAGAUGAUCUCCUUCUGAAUGGUCUCCUUACUUCCUCUUACCUCAAAACAUGCCUGGAUACAGUUCUGGAGAACAGCAAUCCACGCAAAAUGAAGAUUGUUGAGGCAUUGGCUGGAAAUGGUCAUUUGUCUUCUUAUGUAUUCAAUUUGCUAAAUACUCAACCAAUGCUUCAACUGGACUACAUUGCAACGGAUCCAGCCGCUGAGACCCUCUCUGAUGUCGAGGAGAAGCUUAAAGAGUUUGGAGGUUCUGUUGAGCCGUGGGACCCACUGGGACCUGCACCCAAUAGUCUAGCCAAUGCAGACUUGGUGGUCUGUAACUGCUCUGCCCACCUUAUGAAAAACCCCAAACAAGUCCUCUCGAACAUGACGACUGCCGUAAAAGAAGAAGGAUUUAUUUUGGUACACACAUUCCUCAAGGGAGACACACUUGGAGAAGCCAUUGCUUUUCUAAGAACGCAAAACCUGGAGCAGAAAGAUGGCCUGCUCUCUCAGGCAGAGUGGGAGGAGUUGUUUGAAAGCUGUUCUCUGAACGUGGUCGCGAUAAAGAGAUCCUUCUACAACUCUGUCAUUUUCCUAUGCCGCCAACGUGCUGAGAAGAAGACCCCGGUGUCUCUAUCGGUUGAAGAUAUGGAAUGCCCUUGGGUAGAAUCCUUGAAGGAUGUUAUGGCAGAUCCAUUGGAACAACCGAUAUGGCUCACAUCCAUGAACCAAACUUACUCUGGAAUUUUAGGGAUGGUUAAUUGUCUGCGUCAGGAGCCUGGAGGACACAGGAUCAGAUGCAUCUUUUAUGCGGAUGGGGAUAUAAACGUGCAAUCUAGUGGUGUUCCACAAAAGGAAUUGCCGCAGCUUGAGCGCAAUGACCUGGUGAUGAAUAUAUAUCAAGACGGCAAGUGGGGAGCAUACCGCCAUGUUCCAUUACAAAAUGAACAAGCUCAUGACGAAACAGCUUUUGCUUUUGUGAAUGUCCUGACACGUGGGGACCUCUCAACUCUCCGUUGGAUUGCUUCUCCUCUGCGUCAUUUCCAGUCAACAAAUCCUAACGUGAAACUCUGCAAAGUCUAUUUCGCCUCCCUCAACUUCAGAGACAUCAUGCUGGCAACUGGGAAACUGCCCCCUGAUGCUAUUCCUGGUGACGCGGCGUUGCAGCAGUGCAUGCUGGGAAUGGAGUUUUCAGGUCGUGACUCCGAUGGAAGAAGGGUUAUGGGAUUACUCCCAGCUAAAGGCCUCGCUACAAUGGUAGACGCUGAUCAGCGCUUCCUGUGGGAUGUCCCUGAAAGCUGGUCUCUGGCAGAUGCAGCCUCUGUCCCCGUGGUCUACGCUACGGCUUACUAUGCCAUGAUUGUUAGAGGACGUUUAAGAAAAGGAGAGAGCGUUCUCAUUCACUCGGGUUCAGGAGGUGUUGGCCAAGCGGCUAUUGCAAUAGCUCUAAGCAUGGGAUGCCGAGUGUUCACCACUGUAGGUUCUUCCCAAAAGCAAGAAUACCUUCAAAGUAGGUUCCCACAGCUAGAUAACAGCUGUUUUGCAAAUUCCAGAAACACAUCUUUUAAACAACACAUUCUAAAUAUUACCCAAGGCAGAGGGGUCGAUUUAAUUUUGAACUCGUUAGCUGAAGAGAAGCUGCAGGCCAGUCUUCAUUGCCUUGCCCGCCACGGUCGAUUCUUGGAGAUCGGAAAAUAUGAUCUGUCCAACAACACUCCUCUGGGGAUGGCUUUGUUCCUGAAGAAUGUGGCCUUUCAUGGAAUUCUGCUGGAUGCCCUCUUUGAAGAAGGGAAUAAAGAGUGGGAAGAGGUGUCUGAUCUCCUAAAUGCUGGAAUAAGAGAGGGUGUGGUAAAACCAUUAAAAAGUACGAUUUUCAGCCGAGAUGAAGUAGAACCAGCAUUUAGAUUCAUGGCUCAAGGAAAACACAUUGGGAAAGUGCUUAUUAAGGUCCGAGAUGAAGAAGUGGAAUCUCUAGGUGAUACAGAUGUCCUUCUUCCAGCCAUGCCUAGGACAUCAUUCCCUCCAGCAAAGUCUUAUAUCAUUACAGGAGGCCUUGGGGGCUUUGGCCUGGAGUUGGCACAAUGGCUGAUUGAGAGAGGUGCUCAAAAGCUCGUCCUGACAUCCCGCUCCGGGAUACGAAAUGGUUACCAAGCAAAACAAAUCCAAAGCUGGAAAGAAAUGGGCAUUAAGGUUUUGGUAUCCACUAAGGAUGUUGGAUCUAUUAAGGGGACUCAGCAGCUCAUAGAAGAAGCAUCCCAGCUUGGACCAGUGGGUGGAAUAUUCAAUCUGGCCAUGGUUCUGAAAGAUGCCAUGAUUGAAAACUUGUCUCCAAAUCUCUUUCAAGAAGUAAACAAGCCAAAGUACAAUGGCACACUAAAUCUGGACAGAAUUAGCCGUGAGAAGUGCACAGAGCUGGAUCACUUUGUGGCAUUCUCUUCGGUGAGUUGUGGAAGAGGAAAUGCUGGGCAGAGUAACUACGGUUUUGCCAACUCAACCAUGGAGCGGAUUUGUGAAAAGCGGCGCCAAGAUGGUCUGCCAGGUUUGGCUGUGCAGUGGGGUGCCAUUGGUGACGUGGGAGUUGUUCUGGAGACCAUGGGUAGUAAUGACACAGUGAUUGGUGGAACAUUACCACAGAGAAUCAGCUCUUGUCUGGAAGUGCUGGACCAAUUCCUGAAUCAAUCACACCCAGUCAUGUCCAGCUUCGUUCUGGCCGAGAAAACCAUAUUCACAAAAACCAAAGGUGGCAGCCAGCAGGAUCUGGUGCAAGCUGUGGCUCACAUUUUGGGGGUCCGAGAUGUGAGUAGUUUAAAUCCAGAGACAUCACUGGCAGACUUGGGACUGGAUUCUCUGAUGGGCGUUGAGGUUCGACAGACGUUAGAAAGGGAUUAUGAUAUAGUGAUGGCAAUGAGGGACGUUCGACAACUUACAAUCAACAAGCUGCGAGAACUCUCCUGCAAACCUCCAACGACCGAAGAGUCGAAGCCUUCCCAGAAGAUAUCUGCUCUGCCAGAACUCAAUAUCUUGGAUCUCAAUAACCUCUUGGUGAAUCCUCACGCAUCCACUGUUACUAAACUUAAUGACGUGCAGAGCAGCGAGCGCCCUCUAUUUUUAGUUCACCCUAUAGAGGGAUCCACGGCCGCCUUUCACAGCUUGGCUUCCAGGCUCAGCAUACCCUGCUAUGGUCUGCAAUGUACUAAGGCUGCCCCUCUGGAUAGUAUUCAUAGCCUGGCAUCUUACUACACGCAGUGCAUAAAGCAGGUGCAGCCUGAAGGACCCUACCUCAUCGCUGGCUACUCUUUUGGGGCAUGCGUGGCGUUCGAAAUGUGCUCCCAGCUGCAGGCUCAGCGGGGUUGCUCUCAGCCGCCAGACAGCAUGUACCUCUUUGAUGGGUCCCACUCAUACGUGGCAGCAUAUACUCAGAGUUACCGUGCCAAAUUAACGCCAGGCAGUGACGCCGAAGCUGAAACUGAAGCGCUGUGCGCUUUUAUCCAGCAAUUUACUGGCAUGGAGUACAAUAAGCUUUUGGAAGCUCUUCUACCCCAGAAGGACUUGGAGGCCAGGGUCAAUGCUGCCGUGGAACUAAUAAGAAACACCCACAAGAACAUCGAUCCAGAGGCUCUCCAUUUUGCAGCCUCUUCGUUCUACUACAAACUUAAAGCAGCAGACAUGUAUGUCCCUGUUGACAAGUACCACGGAAACAUUACGCUAUUGAGGGCUAAAACACGGAACGAAUAUGGCAAGGGGCUCGGAGCAGACUACAAGCUAUCAGAGGUGUGUGAUGGGAAAGUCUCUGUUCAUGUAAUAGAAGGGGAUCACCGCACCUUUUUAGAAGGAACCGGUGUUGAUACAAUCACCGGCAUCAUUCACAGCUCAUUAGCCGAACCUCGCACCAGUGUCAGGGAGGGCUAAAUAAACUCUAUGGACUCAGUAUUAGGGUAGGCAGUGAGGCCGUCGUCUCCAUUUCAAGUACAACGAGUCUUCACGGCACACUGGAUAAGAAUUGAGUAAAACAUUCCCACAGACAGGCUGGUAGGCAUGUAUCCCAUGGCAUCACCCAAUAUCGUGUGGGUAUCUCCAGAAACCAACCUGCCUGGAGCCACCAGUCUCAUUCUGCACCUACAUCCCCUUCCCUGCUCUAUGUUGUACCGAACACCGCACAAGAUCCCAUGCCUUCUACUAAGUAGAUUUCAUUUUGUAGCAUGUUGGUAAAUAUCAGUAUUCCAAAGGCGAGACUUUAGCACUUAGUAAACAUGCACCCUUGUAUAGUGAUAACAUGAGGCCUGUCUUCCGAGGCGUUGUAUAAAGCCUUUGACGAAUUCGGAUUCUGAUGACGCAGGUCCCUGUGUACAGGAAUCGGUGUCAAACAAACUAUCACGGGUGUGGAUUUUUUGUAAUAUCUUUUUUUUUUUUUAUUAUCUGAAUGUUAAGUAUUUAUUGUAGUUUUCAUUUAUAGAUUGAAAACAAUAUUUCAUUGGUUCACUCUCUUAAUCAGAAUGUACAUUGUCCUACAUUACCCAGAUGCCGAUGGAUCUGUUCCCCAUUGGUGAAACAAUGUAAUUAUUUAAUUAUUGGUAACAUAACAGUCCCUACUUACCCCCACCAAUAUAUGGCAGAUAAUUCUGGGGAAUGUAGUCCUAAAACAUUUGGAAAGAAUAGUUGGCUUGCCCCUGUGUGGGGUAGAUCUCCCAAUCUCGUUACCAAUUUAGAAGGAAUGUUGAAAAAGAAAAUGACUGCUCCUAUAAGGUUUGACACAAAGAAAAUGAUCGUUGCUGGUUAUUAUGGUAUUUUUAGUUGGUAUAAAAAUAUAAAACCAUAAUAUAUAUAAAUCAUCUGGCAGAAUACAAGCUGUAUAUCAUCAAUUCUUAGCAUUUGAGAAAGUAAAAAAUUUUUUUUUAAAUGGAGACAUAAUAAAAAAAAUUAAAUAUAGAAGAAAGUGUGAAGAAAUGUAGUAAUGGUCGUAGAUACCUGGCACGGCAUUUCAGCAGAAGUAGUAAUGUCUCUCAGGGAUAUAGAAGGGGUAGUAGAUACCUGGAAUGGGCUUUAAGUUGACGAUUUAAAGGCUAAUGGUGAUAUAGAAAGGGAAGUAGAUACACGGAGUAACCUUCCAGUGGAUGUAGUAAAGACAAACACAAAAAAAUGGAAACGACAAUGUCUUGUCAGUGUUUUUUCCCUUAAUUAAUAUUUCUAAUCAGUAAUUGGAAAAACAUUUCAUAGCAAUAAUUUAUCGGUGGGAUUUUCACUUAAGAGGCUAAAUUACAUGAUUAAAAAAUUGAAAUUAAAAGUAUAAUAAAGGGUGGCCUUGGGGGGGAGUAAGGGGACACUAAAAUCAAGGAACAUAGUAUCGUUUCCAAAGAUAGGCUGAUUAGAUUGAUAAACAUUAUCUUAUUCCUUUAAAUUAGGAUCAUAAAAACAUUGAAAUUAAAAUCCAACCCUACUGGUCGCAUGUGGUACUGCAGAAAUGGAGCAUUUGCCUGUGACAGGUAAGGGCAUUGUGCGUCUUCUGAUUAACUGAGUGAUCGAUGUGCUUGCAUUCCCUGCAAGUGCAUUAACACUGGAGGUUUCCUUGAUGGAAGCAUAUGCUUUCUGCUGCACUUAUGACACAGAGAGGCCGGGUAGAGUCUGCAGGUCUAUGGCAGUCCUUGUCUAGAUCAUUACCUGUGCUCUUAACAUUUUAAAGAAGGGUACCUGCCACUACUUUCUCUCUGUUGACAGCAGCAGACUAGGUUUCACGUAGCACUAGAUUUUAGUAAAAUAAAUAAUGUUGAAGUUAUUUUUCGUGCAUUCUUUCCCUGCUCUUCGUAAAUAUUGCUGCUUUCCCAGAUAGCAUAGUGAACGUUGCACUCUCGUAUAAUAAAAAUUAAAUAAAAACAAUUUUAAACUG
Messenger RNA from Pelobates fuscus (common spadefoot toad), 10023 nucleotides. It is a transcript of the gene FASN, whose product is annotated as fatty acid synthase. Gene Ontology annotation, cellular component: cytoplasm. Gene Ontology annotation, biological process: fatty acid biosynthetic process. The transcript has 43 exons. NCBI's taxonomy places the organism in Eukaryota, Metazoa, Chordata, Amphibia, Anura, Pelobatidae. The record is from RefSeq and is a predicted model, not a curated record. Gene Ontology annotation, molecular function: phosphopantetheine binding; fatty acid synthase activity; oxidoreductase activity. The coding region runs from base 507 to 8051 and encodes 2514 amino acids.